CGAGCGUCGCCAACAGGUUGCACCGUUCCCCGCGGCCGCGGCGCGGGCCCUCGGGCGGGGAGCGGCCGGGGGCGGAGUGGGAGCGCGUGUGAGCCAGUGUGUGCGCGCCGUGGCGCCGCCUCCGCCCGCCCCCCGCUCGGUCCCGCUCGCUCGCCCAGGCCGGGCGGCCCUUUCCCGUGUCCGUGCUCCCUCCCCUCCGCCGCCGCCUCCUCCAUUUUGCGAGCUCGUGUCUGUGACUGGAGCCCGAGUCGAGUCACCACCGCCCGCCCGUCGGGGACGGAUUCAGUGGGUGGAAGGAGACGCGGCAGCCGGAGCAGCGGGGCGCCGGGACGGGGGACGCGCGCCCGGGAGCCCGGACCCGCGGAGACGAGCGCGGGGCGGAGGGCCGGCUUGUCAGUGGGGAAAUGGGAGACUUUCUUCAGUAGGGGCGCUCCCCUCCCCCCAUGGAGAAGGGGGCGGCUGUUUACUUCCUUUUUUUUAGAGAAAAUUAUUUCUCUUCUGCUCCUCCUGCGUUCACACGCUAAGUUGUUUAUCUCGGCUGCGGCGGGCGCUGCGGACGGCGGCGGGUGAGCGGCGCCGCUGCCCGAGCUGAUAUUAACUUAUGGACUGCAAAGAAUCAUUAACUCCUCCCAGUAGAGAAGAAAUCCCCAGCAGCCUGCUUAGUCAGGAGAGGGGAAAUGUGAUGGAUAUCUAUAAAACCCUAAGGGGAGGAGCUACUGUGAAGGUUUCUGCGUCUUCACCCUCACUGGCUGUUGCUUCUCAGUCUGACUCUAAGCAGCAAAGACUUUUGGUUGAUUUUCCAAAAGGCUCAGUAAGCAAUGUGCAGCAGCCAGAUCUGUCUAAAGCAGUUUCACUCUCAAUGGGACUGUAUAUGGGAGAGCCAGAAACAAAAGUGAUGGGGAAUGACCUGGGAUUCCCACAGCAGGGCCAAGUCAGCCUUUCCUCUGGGGAAACAGACUUUCGGCUUCUGGAAGAAAGCAUCGCAAACCUUAAUAGGUCGACCAGCCUUGCAGAGAACCCUAAGAGUUCAGCAUCUGCUGCUGCUUCUGCUGCCUCCACAGAGAAGGAGUUUCCAAAAACUCUCUCUGAUCCGUCUUCAGAGCAGCAAAAUUUGAAGGGCCAGACUGGUACCAAUGGUGGCAAUGUGAAGUUAUAUACCACAGACCAAAGCACUUUGGACAUUUUGCAGGAUUUGGAGUUUUCUUCUGAGUCCCCAGGUAAAGAGACGAGUGACAGUCCAUGGAGAUCAGAACUGUUAAUGGAUGAAAACUGUUUGCUUUCUCCUUUGGAAGGAGAGGAUCCAUUCCUUUUGGAAGGAAACUCGAAUGAGGACUGUAAGCCUCUCAUUUUACCGGACACUAAACCUAAAAUUAAGGAUAAUGGAGAUACGAUCUUAUCAGGCCCCAACAGUGUACCACUGCCCCAAGUGAAAACAGAAAAAGAAGAUUUCAUCGAACUCUGCACCCCUGGGGUAAUUAAGCAAGAGAAACUAGGCCCAGUUUACUGUCAGGCCAACUUUUCUGGAGCAAACAUUGGUAAAAUGUCUGCCAUUUCUGUUCAUGGUGUGAGCACCUCUGGAGGACAGAUGUACCACUAUGACAUGAAUACAGCCUCCCUUUCGCAACAGCAGGAUCAGAAGCCUAUUUUUAAUGUCAUUCCACCCAUUCCUGUUGGUUCAGAAAAUUGGAAUAGGUGCCAAGGAUCUGCAGAUGACAACUUGACUUCCUUGGGGACUUUGAACUUCCCUGGUCGAUCGGUUUUUUCUAAUGGCUAUUCAAGCCCUGGACUGAGACCAGAUGUAAGCUCUCCUCCAUCUAGCUCCUCAACAACAACGGGACCACCUCCCAAACUCUGCCUGGUGUGCUCAGAUGAAGCUUCCGGAUGUCAUUAUGGAGUUUUGACUUGUGGAAGCUGUAAAGUAUUCUUCAAAAGAGCAGUGGAAGGUAGACAGCACAAUUAUCUUUGUGCUGGAAGAAAUGAUUGCAUCAUUGACAAAAUUCGAAGAAAGAACUGCCCAGCAUGCCGCUACAGAAAAUGUCUUCAAGCUGGAAUGAAUCUGGAAGCUCGAAAAACAAAGAAAAAAAUAAAAGGAAUCCAGCAGGCUACAACAGGGGUGUCUCAAGAAAAUUCUGAAAAUCCUUCCAACAAAACAAUAGUUCCUGCAACAUUACCACAACUCACUCCUACGCUCGUGUCACUGCUGGAGGUCAUUGAACCUGAUGUGUUAUAUGCAGGAUAUGAUAGCUCUGUUCCAGACUCAACUUGGAGGAUCAUGACCUCACUCAACAUGUUAGGGGGACGGCAAGUAAUUGCAGCAGUGAAAUGGGCAAAGGCAAUACCAGGAUUCAGGAACUUGCAUCUGGAUGACCAAAUGACCCUCCUGCAGUACUCGUGGAUGUUUCUCAUGGCAUUUGCCCUGGGAUGGAGAUCAUACAGACAAACAAGUGCAAACAUGCUGUGUUUUGCUCCUGAUCUGAUUAUUAAUGAGCAAAGAAUGAGUCUACCCUGCAUGUAUGACCAAUGUAAACAUAUGCUGUAUGUUUCCUCUGAAUUACAAAGGCUUCAGGUAUCUUAUGAAGAGUACCUCUGCAUGAAAACCUUACUGCUUCUCUCUUCAGUUCCUAAGGAUGGUUUGAAGAGUCAAGAGCUAUUUGAUGAAAUUAGAAUGACCUACAUCAAAGAGCUAGGAAAAGCUAUUGUCAAGAGAGAAGGAAACUCCAGUCAGAACUGGCAGCGAUUUUAUCAACUGACGAAACUCUUGGAUUCCAUGCAUGAAGUGGUUGAAAAUCUCCUUAACAUUUGCUUCCAAACAUUUUUGGAUAAGACCAUGAGUAUUGAAUUCCCAGAGAUGUUAGCUGAAAUCAUUACAAAUCAGAUACCAAAAUAUUCAAAUGGAAAUAUCAAAAAACUUCUUUUUCAUCAAAAGUGACUGCCUUAAUAAGAAAGGUUGCCUUAAAGAAAGUUGAAUUUAUAGCUUUUAUUGUACAAACUACCAGUUUGUCCUGUAGAGGUUUUGUUGUUUUAUUUUGUAUUUUUUGUUUUUGUCUGUUUUGUUUUAAAUACGCACUACAUGUGGUUUAUAGAGGGCCAAGACUUGGCAACAGAAGCAGUUGAGUCAUCACUUUUCAGUGAUGGGAAAGUAGAUAGUGAAAUUCAUUAGCUGGUCUAUCCCAGAAAAUAGAAACAGUAACGUGGAAGUAAUCGCCACUGUCAGAGAAGGAUGGCACCUAAACCACCAGUGCCCAAAGUUUGUGUGAUGAACUUUCUGCUCAUACUUUUCACAGUUGGCUGGAUAAAAUUUUCUAGACUUUUUUGUUGGUGUAUUUUCCCCUGUAUAGUUAGGAUAGCAUUUUUGAUUUAUGCAUGGAAACCUGAAAAAAGUUUACAAGUGUAUAUCAGAAAAGGGAAGUUGUGCCUUUUAUAGCUAUUACUGUCUGGUUUUAACAAUUUCCUUUCUAUUCAGUGAACUACGCUUGCUCAUUUUUUCUUACAUAAUUUUUGUAUUCAAGUUAUUGUACAGCUGUUUAAGAUGGGCAGCUAGUUCAUAGCUUUCCUAAAUAAACUCUAAACAUUAAUCUUCGGUGUGAAAAUGGGUUGGUGCUUCUAACCUGAUGGCACACAGCUAUCAGAAGACCACAAAAAUUGACUCAAAUCUCCAGUAUUCUUGUCAAAAAAAAGCUCAUAUUUUGUAUAUAUCUGCUUCAGUGGAGAAUUAUAUAGGUUGUGCACAUUAACCGUCCUAAGUGGUAUAUAGCACCUAGUCCAGUGACCUGCUGGGUAAACUGUGGAUGAUGGUUGCAAAAGACUAAUUUAAAAAAUAAUAACUACAAAGAGGCCCCGUUUGUACCUAAUGCCCUUCUCUACAAUGGUUAGAUAGCAAGAAAGUUGGUAAACUGCUUUUCGGGACCUUUUGUAGUAGCUUGCGUAACUUCUUAAAAGUUAUGAUUCCAGAUAAGCUGUGACUCAGCUGAGAGAUUUUUAAUCAGAGCAAGUAAUCCCCCUAAGUAAAAUUUACCCCAAAACUAAAUCUCUAAUAUGACAGAAGAAAAGUGGCUAGAUACCCAUUUUCACAUUCCCAUCUGUCACCAAUUGGUCAAUCUUUCCUGGUGGUACAGGAAAGAAAGCUCAGCUACUGAUUUCUGUGAUUUAGAACUGUAUGUCAUACAUCCCUGUUUGUAAAACUAUACAUCCCUACAUGUGCCAUAGAGUUUAACACAAGUCUUGUGAAUUUCUUCACUGUUGAGAAUUAUCAUUUUAAACAAAAUAGAAGCUGUAGUAGCCCUUUCUGUGUGCACCUUACCCACUUUCUGUAAACUCAACAUAUUUACUAAGCCACAAGAAAUCUGAUUUCUAUUCAAGGUGGCCAAAUUAUUUGUGUAAUAGAAAACUGAAAAUCUAAUAUUAAAAAUAUGAAACUUCUAAUAUAUUUUUAUAUUUAGUUAUAGUUUCAGAUAUAUAUCAUAUUGGUAUUCACUAAUCUGGGAAGGGAAGGGCUACUGCAGCUUUACAUGCAAUUUAUUAAAAUGAUUGUAAAAUAGCUUGUAUAGUGUAUAAUAAGAAUGAUUUUUAGAUGAGAUUGUUUUAUCACGACAUGCUAUAUAUUUUUUGUAGGGGUCAAAGAAAUGUUGAUGGAUAACCUAUAUGAUUUAUAGUUUGUGCAAGCAUUCAUACAGGCAACAACGGUCUCAGAAACCAAAUAGGUUUCCUCUAGGGGAAGAGGGAGAUGAAGACUGCCCUGUAUGCAGCGAAGGUUGCUGAGGCUCUGACCCGAUCAUCAGAUUAGAGAGGAAGUAAUCCUCUGCCUCCCAUUCUGACCACCUUCUCAUUCCAACAGUGAGUCUGUCGGCACAGGUUUAGUGUACUCAACUGUGUAAAUGGGGGACAGAAAGGUGGUGUUAGCAUAUCUAUAGGCACCAUCUAAUAACGGGGUUAUUUUCACAUAUGGCUUCUCCAACAAGUAAAUGAAAACAGAGGCUUCAGGAGUUUGGCAAUAAUACACAGAGGUACCAGCAAUAUGUAAAUAGUGCAGAAUUUCACAGGUUGCCAAUAAUACACUAAUUCCUUUCUAUCCUACAGUAAGAGUUCAUUUCAAAAAAAAAAAAAAAUAGGACAUGUUUUCUGUUUUCUUUGAA
This is a messenger RNA of Microcebus murinus (gray mouse lemur), 5132 nucleotides long. NCBI's taxonomy places the organism in Eukaryota, Metazoa, Chordata, Mammalia, Primates, Cheirogaleidae. The record is from RefSeq and is a predicted model, not a curated record.